AACAGACAGAAGGUGAGAAGCUGUCUCGCUGCGAUGCUGUCGCUCCUGUUGUAGCUUCGCUUUCGCCGUGCAGUGUCGCGAAGAAUGGAGGUCUCUUCCAUGGCCGCCGUUUCCAAGGCGUAUCUCUCGUCACCUUCAUCAGAUGCAUUUAUGUGUGAACGGAUAAACUUUGCCAAAUGGCAGCAAGUCCCUUUUUUUUCAACAUCUAGAAGGAGUGCAAAGACUUCAAGUGGUCGAGGCGGUCUAUCAUUUGAAAAGCGAUUUCGCAUGAAGGUUUUCUGCAGCCAGAAGAAAGAAAUUCCUACCGUGUCAGCCAGGUGCAUGGAUGAUGUAUAUGAUGCUUUGGCUAAACAUCUAGUCCCUACAGCAGCGGUUGCAUCAAAUCCUAAUUCAAAGUAUAUUUUGGGUUUGGCCGGUCCUCCUGGUGCUGGAAAGUCCACUCUAGCAUCAGAGGUAGUACAAAGAGUGAAUAAAUUAUGGCCUCAAAAAGCUUCUUCCUUUGAUUCUCAAGUGGAACCAAUGGAUAUUGCAAUAGUCCUUCCCAUGGAUGGCUUCCAUUUAUAUCGCUCUCAGCUAGAUGCUAUGGAGAACCCGGAGGAAGCCCAUGCAAGAAGAGGAGAGCCUUUCUGUGACAUUUCAGCUCCAUGGACAUUCAACCCUGAGCUGCUGCUUACUUGUCUCAAGGACCUGAGGGAACAGGGAUCAGUUUAUGUGCCAUCCUUUGAUCACGGCAUUGGAGAUCCAGUAGAAGAUGAUAUCUUUGUGAGCCUGCAGCACAAAGUGGUUAUUGUUGAAGGAAAUUAUUUGCUGCUGGAAGAAGGGGUUUGGGGGGAUGUGUCGUCCUUUUUCGAUGAGAAGUGGUUUAUUGAUGUUGACAUCGGCGCCGUCAUGGAAAGAGUUGUAAAAAGGCAUAUUUCCACAGGAAGGCCUCCAGACGUUGCUAGAUGGCGGGUAGAAUACAAUGACAGACCCAAUGCAGAACUUAUAAUGAAGUCAAAGAAGAACGCGGAUUUGAUAAUCAAAUCAAUUGACUUCCAAACGUGAAUUAUCUGUGUUUGCUUUUUCAAGGAAUAAGAAUCCCGAGGUCGGUCAGGUUUCCAAACCCUUGGGAUUUGAAUGAUCAAGACCUAAUGCGUAAGCUUUCUAUUGAGUAACAAUGAAGAUAAUAAUGUGGUCCAGAUGAUGCUUUUCUGGCGAAUGAAGUCAGAAAGUCAGUGAACUGAACUGUACAAAGCAGUCAAAGAGAGAGCGUUUCCAAAGUGUAGUUUAAGGAAUUAACUCUCAAAUGGGCCAGCUUUUUUUGGGGGGGGGGGCCAUUUAGGAUUUAUAUGUGAUUUAUCCAGUGGUGUUACUGAAUGAUGAAUUUUCAGUCUGUUUCAAUGUUAAUGAAUGAUGUUUCCAAAUGUUUAAAUUUGCUCUCAGUGCAAUCUAAACACUGUUCUGCUUGAGCUAUUUUUGGGUGUAAUUUCUACUGCGAUCGGCCAAUCUGUAUGGGUUGAUAUGGAGAGUUUGAAUAUUAACUACUUUGGGAUCUA
Messenger RNA from Eucalyptus grandis, 1535 nucleotides. RefSeq names its product ATP-dependent kinase-like protein notR'. Gene Ontology annotation, cellular component: cytoplasm. The record is from RefSeq and is a predicted model, not a curated record. The coding region runs from base 85 to 1044 and encodes 319 amino acids. Lineage: Eukaryota; Viridiplantae; Streptophyta; Magnoliopsida; Myrtales; Myrtaceae. Gene Ontology annotation, molecular function: ATP binding; kinase activity. The transcript is spliced from 12 exons.